Molecule: messenger RNA, 3354 nt
Organism: Siniperca chuatsi (mandarin fish)
Lineage: Eukaryota; Metazoa; Chordata; Actinopteri; Centrarchiformes; Sinipercidae
Gene: cdh15
Product: cadherin 15, type 1, M-cadherin (myotubule)
Exons: 14
Coding region: 240-2648 (802 amino acids)
Biological process (GO): calcium-dependent cell-cell adhesion; cell morphogenesis; multicellular organism development
Cellular component (GO): catenin complex; plasma membrane; adherens junction
Molecular function (GO): calcium ion binding; cadherin binding
Source: RefSeq, a predicted model, not a curated record
AUACCCCAGCCACGGACAGGGAGGAGCUGUGAGAGACAAACGCUGGGAGAGGAAAGGAGGGAGAGAGAGACUGCAAGAGGAUAGAGAGAAGAAAAGAGAGGGACAAGUUUCAGGGUUGGAGAGUUUGGCCUCUUUGCCCAGUCGAGCUGCUCAGGAGCCCAGUUCUUAGUGGAGGAGCCUCAGAUCUUUCAGUCAUCAGUGGUCUGUUCACACUGAGUUUUUGAGUGCAGGUACUGAGGAUGGCGGUACGGAUGUUGAUGGUGGGUGUGCUGGGUACUCUACUUUGCCAGGUGUGGAUUUCUGCAGAACCUCAUCACAAUGAGGAAAAACUACAUCCUCAGGCCCUUUACCCAUGGAGAAAUCAAGGCAAGGGAGUGGUCAGGGUGAAGAGGGACUGGAUCAUCCCUCCAAUCAGAGUGCUGGAGAAUAGCAAGCAGGUUCCCGAAGACCUUGUCCAGAUCAAAUCAGACAAAAUCUUUACAGGUGAGGUGAUCUACAAGUUAGAGGGACCGGGGGUGGACCAGGAGCCCAAGAAUCUGUUUGAGAUUGAUGAUAAAACAGGAGUGAUUAGGAGCAAGCGGCCACUGGACAGAGAGAAAUACAACAGCUUCACGCUGAAAGCCUUUGCACUGUCCCCCAGUGGAGAGAGACUAGAGAAUCCUACUACCAUAGAGAUAGUGGUGCUGGAUCAGAAUGACAACAGACCGGUCUUCACCCAGAGCCAGUUUGUUGGCACUGUCUCUGAGUUCUCAGUCCCAGGCACAUCAGUGAUGUCAGUGUUAGCCACUGAUGCAGAUGACCCAAUGACAGAAAACGCUUUUCUGAGCUACUCUAUCAUUGGCCAGGAGAGCAUUCCUGCUAACGCUGUUACCAAGACUAUGUUUGGCAUCAACAACCAGACAGGAGCCAUCUACACAAGAGAUGUAGGCCUGGACCGAGAGGUGGUGAAAAGUUUCCAAUUAAAACUGCAGGUUGCUGAUAUGGGGGGCAUGGGACUAACAAGGGAAGGUGUGGCAAUCAUACAUAUAUCUGAUAUCAACAACCACGCCCCACAGUUCAGCCCUGCCUCUUAUACUAUGAUAGGAGUGGAGAACAGAAAGGACUAUGAGAUUGGCCGGGUAAAUGUGACAGACAGAGAUGAUCGUGGAACAGGAAACUGGGAGGCCAAAUACUUCAUUUCCAACGACCCUGACGGCAACUUUGCCAUCAGUACGGAUCCUGCCACCAACCAGGGCAUUCUGACGGUGGUGAAGCCUUUGGACUAUGAAGCACAGGAUGAGUACAUGCUGAUUCUGAUGGUGGAAAAUCUAAAUCCUCUGAGCAACAAGGCUCCCAACCUCCCAGUGAGCACCGCUACCGUGGUGGUGACUGUUGUGAAUGAGAAUGAAGCUCCACAUUUCAGGGAGGACCCCAUACAGAUUGUGGUCCCAGAGUCUGUGGUUCCUGGGACUUUACUGAAAAGUAAUAUCGCCUUUGACCCUGAUAACUCUGACCUGAGGUAUGAGAUUAGCAGAGAUCCUGAGAGGUGGCUGGACAUCAACAGAGACACAGGAGACAUUACUGCCAAGAGAACCUUUAACAUGCAAUCUCCCAAUGUUAAAAACAAUAUCUACAAUGCUGUUGUCAAGGUUACAGAUACUGGUGGUGUGUCGACCACUGCCACAGUGGCCAUCACACUGAAGGAGACCAAUGACUUCCCCCCUCAGCUCUUCCCUCUGAGUGGCUCUGUGUGUAGGGGUGCAGGCCGGACUAGUUCUGGUCUGAUUGUGACUGCUGUGGAUGAAGACCUUCCUCCGCAUGCUGCACCCUUCACCUUUGAAUUGCCUGAAGAUCUGUCAUUCAACUGGACUGUUAUCCAAGUCAAUGAUACUCAUGUUGUGCUUCAGCCCCUCGUACUGCUGGAGACAGGAGAGUAUGCGGUUACAGUGUUGGUGUCUGACUCUGGCAGCCCAGUUCUGAGUGCUUAUGCUCAGGUCAAUGUCACUGUGUGUCUCUGUGACUCCUUUGGAGAUUGUAAGUCUGAAGCGGGGGCCGUCCUAGGCUCCAGUGUGGGAAUCAGCUUUAUCGCUCUCAUUAUCAUCAUGGCCAGUAUUGCACUCCUACUGUUGCUGCUCCUCCUGGCUGUGGCGGUGACCACCUGUGGGAGACGCCACCAUAUCAAGAAAGGAACGGGUCUGCUUGUUGGGGAAUCAGAAGACGACAUCCGUGACAAUGUCUUCAACUAUGAUGAGCAAGGAGGGGGUGAGGAGGAUGAGAAUGCCUUUAACAUCGACCUGCUGUGGAAUCCCCAUGAUGCACCUUCAACGCCGGGGUCCUUCUACCCAGGGUCUGGUGUUCCUCGAGGCAAGCAGCCCCUCAGGAAGGAUGCACCUCAUAACCUGCCCUCACCUACCUACCCACGGAGGCCUCCUGCGGAUCCCACUGACAUCGAGGACUACAUCAAUGAUGGCCUGGAGGCUGCAGACAAUGAUCCUAACGUGCCUCCAUACGACACAGCCUUGAUCUAUGACUACGAGGGAGAGGGCUCACUGGCAGGCAGCCUCAGCUCUAUUGCUUCAGGCAGCUCUGAUGGAGACCAAGACUACGACUACCUCAACGACUGGGGACCACGCUUUAAGAAACUGGCCAACAUGUAUGAUCCACGUUAAGGUGGACAGCACCUCACAGAAAGAAGACCUGUGCGAUUCACCACCAGUGCAGGACACCGAUCAUGCCUCAGGUGUUUUUAUGGACAAAAAAAGAUUUCAGUCCACUAUAAGAUCUAAAGUGUGCCAAGAAAAAAAUUAAUUCUAUGAAAAAACAAUGGGCCUUUAAACUAAUGUGCCACGGGUUAUAUUUAGGAUCAUUUGGACACAACUGACAAAAUGGCUUGUUGCAAAGUUUUGUGGUUUAGCACAGGAAAAGUAAAUGAGACUGUAAAAUCGUGUGUUGACAUGAUCAGCCACGAGGAAAGGAGCUGUGCAUGCUAACAAGGCAAACAGAAUGUGUUGAAAUGAUGUCUGGUUUUGUUUAUCAUCAGACUUGGAUUGCUCACUAAUGAUGUAUACAGCAAGUCUGAGAUAUUAAAAAAAAUCUUUUAAAUGUGUCUUUUUUAUAUAAGUGAUUAUUUUAUAAGAUAAAUUCGCUUUGAUAUUGAUUUUGUUUUUCUUUUUUGAACACAAAUCCUCCAUUCCAGCAUCUGUUCAUCUUUUUGGAAGUCAUUUAACACAAAAUAUUACUCAACAAAAUACACUGUACCACACAAUAUUCUGUAAUCUAAUUGUUUGGAGGUUAAGACUUUGAAUGAUGUUUUUUUUAAUAUGUUCAUUGAAUUUAGAUUUCACUGGUGUCUACAGAAUAAAUGUAAAUCUUUUA